Rhododendron vialii is the source of this 1629-nucleotide messenger RNA. Its product is annotated as nucleosome assembly protein 1;4-like. Bases 206 to 1324 code for a protein of 372 amino acids. The record is from RefSeq and is a predicted model, not a curated record. NCBI's taxonomy places the organism in Eukaryota, Viridiplantae, Streptophyta, Magnoliopsida, Ericales, Ericaceae. The transcript has 11 exons. Gene Ontology annotation, cellular component: nucleus; chromatin. Gene Ontology annotation, molecular function: histone binding; chromatin binding. Gene Ontology annotation, biological process: nucleosome assembly.
ACCGCUCCGGGAGCACCGAAUAAUUGAUCUUCUCCCUUUAUAUAGUUUUCCCCUAAUCCCUUUCGCUCGCUUGCCUCUCACCCAAAACCCUGCCGUGUUUCUCUCCACUUCCCUCCUCCUCCUCCUCCUCCUCCUCCUCCCUCUCUCCUCUACGUUCCUCCUUCUCUAGGGUUUUCCUCCUACUCUCUCUCUAGGGUUUCAUAAAAUGAGCAACACCAACAAAGAUCAGCUCGAUUUGUCCGAUCUCGGCGCGUCCCUCCCCGCCGCCGCCGCCGCUCUCAGUGCAGAGGAUCGUGCCGGUCUUGUUAAUGCCCUAAAGGAUAAGCUUCAGAAUUUGGCCGGGCAGCACUCGGACGUGCUGGAGACUUUGACGCCGAAAGUUCGCAGGCGGGUUGAGGUUCUAAGAGAGCUGCAGAGCCAACACGAUGAGUUGGAGGCCAAAUUUUUUGAGGAGAGAGCAGCCCUUGAAGCUAAAUACCAGAAGCUUUAUGAACCACUUUACACCAAGAGGUAUGAAGUUGUGAAUGGUGUUGAAGUUGAAGGUUUUACAGCUGAAGCGACAAUGGAUGAAGAGGAUAAAGAAGUAGAAGAGAAAGGUGUUCCCAGUUUCUGGGUCACUGCGAUGAAGACAAACGAAGUAUUGGCCGAGGAGAUCUCAGAGCGAGAUGAAGAGGCCCUCAAGUAUCUUAAAGAUAUCAAGUGGUAUAGGAUUGACAAUCCCAAGGGAUUCAAGCUUGAAUUCUUCUUUGAUACCAAUCCUUUUUUCAAGAACUCUGUUCUGACAAAAACAUAUCACAUGAUUGAUGACGAUGAGCCUAUUUUAGAGAAAGCGAUAGGGACGGAGAUUGAAUGGUAUCCAGGGAAGUGCUUGACUCAGAAGAUCCUUAAGAAAAAGCCAAAGAAGGGAUCUAAGAAUGCAAAACCCAUUACAAAGACUGAAAAUUGCGAAAGUUUCUUCAACUUUUUCAAUCCUCCACAGGUUCCCGAAGACGAUGAUGAUAUUGAUGAAGAUACUGCAGAAGAACUUCAGAAUCAAAUGGAGCAAGACUAUGACAUUGGGUCAACAAUUCGGGACAAAAUUAUCCCACAUGCUGUGUCGUGGUUUACGGGGGAGGCCGUUCAGGGGGAUGAGUUUGAAGACAUAGAGGUAGAUGAUGAAGAAGGUGAUGAGGAUGAAGACGAAGAAGACGAGGAUGAUGAUGAGGAGGACGAUGAUGAUGAAGAAGAAGAGAAGGGUGGCAAAAGUAGGAAGAAGAAGAGUGGAAGAGCACAAGCUGGAGAAGGUCAGCCCGGCGAGCGUCCACCGGAAUGCAAGCAACAGUAAGGUAUCAAGUUGCAGACAACAUCGAAUGGGACAGGUUGGGGUGAUGGUGACAGUGGUGGGUUUUUUUUUUUUUUUUAAUGAAAAAGUUAUGGGUCUUUGAUUUGCCCCCUUUGUUUAUUUAAGGUUGCCUUUUUCUUUUCUAUUUUUUUAUUUGGGGAAAGAUGUGUUCUUAUUAGAGGAGGUUUUUAUGUGGGGUCUCUUCGUCUCUUGGGAUUUCUGGGGUUGUCGUUGGUGUUGUGAAUCUUCGAUGAUACUAGUCGACCAUGUAUUUAUGCAUUGGUCUUUUAAACAAAUUUGAUUGUCCA